UCUUCAGCAGAAGUAGCUUUUUGAAGCAGCGUGUGAGUUAGUGUGGUCUUUUGUCAGCUUCCACCAUGGCGUACCGUGGCCAGGGCCAAAAAGUGCAGAAGGUGAUGGUGCAGCCCAUCAACCUUAUCUUCAGAUACUUGCAAAAUAGAUCUCGGAUUCAGGUGCGGCUUUAUGAGCAAGUGAAUAUGCGAAUAGAGGGCUAUAUCAUUGGUUUUGAUGAAUACAUGAACCUUAUAUUAGAUGCUGCAGAAGAGAUUCAUUCUAAAACAAAGUCAAGAAAACAACUAGGUCAGAUCAUGCUGAAAGGAGAUAAUAUUACUCUCCUCCUAAGUGUCUCCAACUAGAAAUGACUAAUGAAAUGAAAAAUCAUUGAGGAGCAAUACAGUUUGUGUUUUUUAAGUGUUCUUUGUUGCGGGUAGUCCUUGAACAUUUAUUCAUAUCGUUUUGAGUACCCUUUUGCUAUUGCCAGACCACAAUAAAUGCUAUGUGAU
Molecule: messenger RNA, 491 nt
Organism: Phyllostomus discolor (pale spear-nosed bat)
Lineage: Eukaryota; Metazoa; Chordata; Mammalia; Chiroptera; Phyllostomidae
Product: small nuclear ribonucleoprotein E-like
Exons: 1
Coding region: 66-344 (92 amino acids)
Biological process (GO): spliceosomal snRNP assembly; mRNA splicing, via spliceosome
Cellular component (GO): U1 snRNP; precatalytic spliceosome; U4/U6 x U5 tri-snRNP complex
Molecular function (GO): RNA binding
Source: RefSeq, a predicted model, not a curated record